Messenger RNA from Radiomyces spectabilis, 1401 nucleotides. RefSeq names its product major facilitator superfamily domain-containing protein. Gene Ontology annotation, biological process: transmembrane transport. The transcript is spliced from 6 exons. Gene Ontology annotation, molecular function: transmembrane transporter activity. NCBI's taxonomy places the organism in Eukaryota, Fungi, Mucoromycota, Mucoromycetes, Mucorales, Radiomycetaceae. The record is from RefSeq and is a predicted model, not a curated record. The coding region runs from base 1 to 1401 and encodes 466 amino acids.
AUGGGAGAACGGUACGACCCAGGAGCUAAUCGAGAGAUAACGGCCAAAAAUGAUUCGCAAGCCUCGGCAUCCAGUCCUCCGUCUCCACCAUCAAAGAAAGCUAGCCAGGAUCCUGAUCCAUCCUCUUCUUCCAUCCCGCAUUCGUCCAAACCCACCCCGUUACCAAAAUUACAAAUGUUCGUUAUCUGCACUCUACUAUUUAGUGAACCGUUAACAUCGACGGUCUUGUUCCCAUUCAUCUAUUUCAUGUUGAAGGAUUUCCAUUUAUCGGAUGAUGAAAAAGAAAUUGGCGCUUAUGCUGGAUGGAUCACGUCGAUUUUUUUUGUGGCUCAAUUCUGUACGGCGAUUGGUUGGGGCAAAAUAUCUGACCGUUAUGGUCGACGCCCUGUGUUACUCAUCGGUCUAAUUGGCAAUUCCGUUUCAUCGUGUUUGUUUGGCGUAAGCAAAAGUCUUUGGUGGGCGGUUUGCACCCGUGCCUUUUGCGGUAUUGUGAACGGCAAUAAUGGCGUGGCUCGCAGUAUGGUGAGCGAGAUUACAGAUACAUCUAACCGAGCCAAAGCUUUUUCCAUGUUCGGUUUUUGUUGGGGUAUUGGCAUGAUUGGUGGUUACCUGUGUCAACCUGCGCAACAAUUUCCCAACGUAUUUGGCGACUGGCAAUUUUUCAUUGAAUAUCCCUACUUCUUACCCUGCCUUGUAUCGUCUCUCGGUUCGCUUUUCGGAUUUUUUGUUGGAUACUUUUAUCUCAAGGAAUCGAAUCCUGCGGUUCUUGCCCGCCAACGAGCUCACAAGACGAAAAAGUAUGGUGGUUCAGCCGAAGAACACACGGCCUUGUUGGAAGGUCACAAUCAUUGUCACUCCCAUCCUUGCCCUCAAAAGCAAGCUGAAGAACAGGAAGAACAGACUGAUGGCAUUUUUACAUCACUGCGAAAAAUCACACCCGCUUCCAUGGCGUGUAUUGUUGCUUACUCAGCCUACGCAUUUCAUUGUAUGGUGUUUGAUGAGAUUCUGCCACUGUACUUCUCUGCACCUCGCUAUGCAGGUGGAUUAGGGUCCAACUCACGCGAACUGGCGAAAGCAUUGUCUAUCACGGGACUUCAACAGUUGUUUUUCCAAUUCGUACUAUUUCCUCCUCUCAAUCGAGUGUGGAAUACGUUGAUUCUCAGUCGCUUUUCCUUGAUCACUCUCGUCCCUGUGUAUGCUUUGAUGCCUGAAUUGUCCACUCUGCAAGAAUGGUUGUUCGCCCAUAUGACGGACGCGUUUGCGCGACAGUGGACUUUCCGAUUUGCUUACAUGACAUUGCUGUUCAUUCGUUACUCACUCAACUGUAUGGCACUAACCAGUCUGAUCAUCAUGGUCAGUGAGUCGGCCGCCCCGGAAGUCUUGGGUACCGUGAAUGGGUAA